AUGGAACCCGGCUACUCCAAGAUUCUGAUCAACGAUUGUAUUGUUGAAGAUGAAGGUGCCGCCUGGCAGCAUGUGGCUUUGGAUAUGUUCAUGAUGGCCCAGCUUGCAGCCCGAGAGCGCACCGAGCGUGAGUGGCACGCGCUUAUCGAGAGCUGUGGUUUGAAGAUUGUCGGGAUCUAUAACAAGGGUCAGGGGAAUGAAGGCUUGAUAGAAGUAGUUUCUGAGUUAGCAAUUAGCGAUGCAAACUCGCUGGUCAAAAUGGCGUCGCACUUCCGUCGGCAAUUAUAA
Messenger RNA from Pestalotiopsis fici W106-1, 288 nucleotides. RefSeq lists its product as uncharacterized. Bases 1 to 288 code for a protein of 95 amino acids. The transcript has 2 exons. The record is from RefSeq and is a predicted model, not a curated record. Gene Ontology annotation, molecular function: O-methyltransferase activity. NCBI's taxonomy places the organism in Eukaryota, Fungi, Ascomycota, Sordariomycetes, Amphisphaeriales, Sporocadaceae.